Rhododendron vialii is the source of this 771-nucleotide messenger RNA. RefSeq lists its product as uncharacterized. Bases 1 to 492 code for a protein of 163 amino acids. The record is from RefSeq and is a predicted model, not a curated record. The transcript has 4 exons. NCBI's taxonomy places the organism in Eukaryota, Viridiplantae, Streptophyta, Magnoliopsida, Ericales, Ericaceae.
AUGGGAUUUUGCUCGGUGCUGGUUGAUAUUAGGAUUGAUUCUCCAAAAUUAGCGGAGUCGGCUUGUUUGGUUAUGGGUAUAGUAGGAUAUGAACUUGAGCUGAUUCAGCUGAAACAAGAAGGCAAGAGGGGCUCCCACCCCCACCACCGGCGACGACGCUUCCCACCUCCACCUGUGACCACGCUUCCCACCUCCACCUCCACCACCAAAACCCAACCCCGGCGCUCCCCACCGCGGAGCGACCGCCCCCACCACCGGCUUCUGGGCAGUCCGACGUUGUUACAUCCACCACAAAGGACUAGAGUCAGAGUCCACUACGGGUCACGUUUUGGUGGUUGUGUCUCACUCGGGCAUACUGGGAUGAGUUCAAUCAUGUCUUUGUUCAUAUGGCGCGGCCAAUGGAGAGAGAUUGAAGCUAUUCAGGUGGAGCAUAUCAGGAAAAGUAUCACACAUCCCAGUCCUUGGUUGAUCCGAAACAAGUUUCAACAUUAGCUAUGGGACCAAUUGCUUUGCAAAGACUAGUGGAGACUCGAAAAGGCAGUGAAAGAAAUUGAAGCUAUUCAAGUGAAUCAAAGGCCAAGGAAAAUGAUCAAUUUAUUGUAGUUUGGAAGAUCAAUAUGUACUAAGCUUUGUAAUAUCAAGUUGUAGUAUUGCAAAACCUAACUUCAUAUGUAAUUGAUAAUUGUGAUGAGAACAGCCCGGCGUGGGUUUUAAAUUUAUUGUAUUAUGGUUUUCGUUGUGAAUUGAUAAUUUGGCAAUAGAUUUUGGCUA